This is a messenger RNA of Cercopithifilaria johnstoni, 1698 nucleotides long. NCBI's taxonomy places the organism in Eukaryota, Metazoa, Nematoda, Chromadorea, Rhabditida, Onchocercidae. The record is from the annotation of a GenBank genome assembly.
AUGGAUGGGUGUAUAACUUGGUGGAGCAAUUUGGAAAGCAUUCUGGAAGAUGCUUCUGCUUUAGAAGCCUUCAAAGAAUGGUUUAAGGAGGAUAGCACGAGACCAACUGAUUCUAUCGACUUGUACUUUGCUAUCAAAGCUUUCAAGAAUUUGAUAGAACGUAAUGAUUCAAAAUGCGCCGAAAUAGCAUGCAAAAUACACCGCAAAUAUAUAAGCAUGCGCAGUGGCACCUGUACAUUCCUUCCCGACACUAUCAGAAGAGAAAUGUCAGAGCGCAUUCAUGCCUUAUCCGCGAAUAAACUGCCACACAGCAAUCUAUUUGAACCUUGUCAAGAGGAAUUGCUAACUUAUUUGCGCAAGCAACACGCACUCUUUGUUAAUUCUGAUCAUUUUUAUAAUCCGCUGAAUCAAAAUGCGGAAUUUAUUGAGCCAGUGGCAGUCUCCGCAUCGGAUGAAAACGACCCGACAAUUUGUUCGACUGGAUGUCAUGCAUGCGCUUCAACGAGUGAUGACGUCUCGAUUUGUUUCGGUGGUCGAAAUUCACUUUGGAAGAAGUGGAAGCCACAGAGGCGAAAUGUCGCCGUACAAAACGUAAGCAAACGUGAUUCUAUAUCAUGUAGCGCUGUUUCAAAUGAAGAUAGCGUAAAUAAACGAAGUAGUUUGAAACGUCAUUCGGAAAGGCUACCGCUACAAAGGGUUCAUGGACAUCAACAACAACAACAAGCAUUACUUACCUGUCCACCGGACGGUAGCGAUUUUAAACAUCAACGUCCAGAAGAAAGAGAACGAUUUUCGGAAAUUUUGCGUUGUAAACUGGAUAAAAUCGCUUGCCGUUUGGAGCGGUAUAAACAUGAAACCGGAGUUGAAGUAUUUGCUAGAGAUUUGGAACAGCUGGCAUUAACGGCGGAAGAGAAUGAUGAAGUUGAUUCGGUGAUAAGCAAUGAUUCGUUGGAUAAGUAUGAACAAAGAAUGAAUGCUGAAUGUGAUAUGAAUCCGAAGGAGGAAAAACGUAGAUCAAUGUCCGCGUCACCGAUACGCUUCACGAACAGUCUUCACAUCGGCAAUACGCCGAGUCCAUACGGACGACAUGGUUUCGCCCCACCUCCUGGUGGUGUUACCUUGAAGAACUAUCGUAAUUGUGCUGCAAGUCGCGGAAUGCAUAGUUUGCGCAGCACAACGCCGCUAUCCAGCAAUGAUUACGGCGGACACCGAUAUUCGGAUAGUUCUGGUUUCUGUAGUUCCGAAUCGGCUAAUAUUAUCAAUCGAGCAGCCCUUUUUGAGAAAGCACGUCAUAUGGCAAUGUCCACACAAGCUACCUCCUUCCCUCAAUCAUGCAGCGAGGCGUCAACUAGCAGCUUCUACUAUUGCUCAUUUCCACUGGAACAAGAAGAAAAGCGGCCAUUGUUUGUCAACAAUUUUUAUUCGAAGAGGCAACAGAUAGCAAUUUCUUACAAGGAAGAAAAUGCAGAAGCUCCAUUUGUGGCAAAGUUAGAAAUGCGUGACAUUACAUUUCGUGAAUUUCGUCGGUGCUUCGGUAUUUCAUCAAAGACAACCAGAAGGUUUUUUUUCAAAAGUGAUUGUGAAGAUUGUUCUGCACCUUAUCAAUGGACCAUAAUUGAUGAUGAUUGUGCCGUACUGCCGAUAUUCGAGGGUCGAAUAACUGCAGAAUGCCGAAGUUGUUCAGAAUCUGAUGAGUGA